Molecule: messenger RNA, 1689 nt
Organism: Striga asiatica
Lineage: Eukaryota; Viridiplantae; Streptophyta; Magnoliopsida; Lamiales; Orobanchaceae
Source: the annotation of a GenBank genome assembly
CGGCGGGCCCCACAAAAAAAGUGCCCAAUUUAUUUAAAGUUUAGACAAGUGAAAAAGGAAUUCUCCUCCACUCCACCUACCAUUUGCAAUUAGAAAUUAGAAACGUGUUCCAGUGUCGUUGGGCCGGCGACCAUGAGCGAGUGCGAGAGUGCCACGGCGGCAAAAUUGCCGGCACACGUUCUGAUAUUUCCGAUGCCACUGCAGGGUCACGUGAACUCUAUGCUGAACCUGGCUGAGAUCCUCUGCAUCUCGGGCCUCCACGUCACCUUCCUCCUAUACGACCACAUCCACGCCCGCCUUCUCCGCCACGCCGACUUCCGAUCCCGCUUCUCCGCCUACCCCGGCUUCCGGGUGGCCACCAUCUCCGACGGCCUCUCGCCGGACUACCCACGCACCGGAGACCGCAUCUUCGACACCAUCCGGAGCUUCCGAGAGGUCGGCGAGUCGGUGUUCCGCCGCCUCAUGGAGUCGACUGACGCGCUGAGCCAAGGCGGAGACAGGCGGCGCGUGAGCUGCAUCAUACUUGAUGGCGCGUCGACUUUCGUUAAUCCGGUGGCUGACGAAUUGAGGAUUCCUCACAUCGUUUUCAGGACCGUCAGCGCGUGUUCAUUUUGGUCGUAUUUCAAUGUUGAAGCCAUAAUUGAGGCCGGUGAGCUCCCUUUGAGAGGCAAGGAUGAAGAAAAAUUAUCCUAUUUAAAACGAAAAGAUAUGGACUUUAGCGUGACAAGCGUCCCAGGCAUGGAGGGCAUUCUCCGCCGUCGUGAUCUCCCAUCAUUUUGCAGAGUAGAAGAAGUGAAUGACCCUUUACUCAACACAAUGUCACUCGAAACUAAAAGAACUACCGAGUCCUCGGGAUUAAUACUCAAUACAUUCGAGGACUUGGAAGGCCCAAUUCUCCAUCAAAUCCGUAAAUGCUUCCCCAAUUUGUAUAGCAUUGGGCCCCUCCACGCGCUUCUCGAAGCCCAUUUAGGUUUUUCGGUUGAACGUUCAAGCAGCUUGUGGGAGGAGGAUCGCGGGUGUUUGGCUUGGCUCGACUCUCAGCCCCCAAAAUCGGUCAUCUACGUUAGUUUUGGAAGCAUCACAAUGUUGACUAGGGAUGAGUUGGUAGAGUUUUUGCAUGGAUUGGUGAAUAGUGAGAAGAGGUUCUUGUGGGUGGUAAGGCCCGAUUCUGUUGUCGAGGGAAAUAAUAAUAAUAAUAAUAAUAAUAAUAAUAAUAAUAAUAAUAAUAAUAAUAAUAAUAAUAAUAAUAAUAAUGUUGAGAUGAUGAUGCGGGAGAUCGAGGAAGGAAGCCAAUCAGAAUCAAGGGGGCGAAUCGUGCGGUGGGCCCCACAACGGGAGAUUUUAGCCCAUCCGGCAAUUGGGGCCUUUUUCACGCACUGUGGGUGGAAUUCGACUCUGGAAGGAAUUGUGGUGGGGUUGCCAAUGGUGUGCUGGCCGUAUUUUGCGGACCAGACGACGAAUAGUAGGUUUGUGAGCGAGGUGUGGAAGAUAGGAUUGGACAUGAAAGAUAGUUGUGAUAGAAGUGAAGUGGAGAGGAUGGUUAGAGAUGUUAUGGAUGUGAGGCGGGAUGAAUUCGUCGACAAGGCUCGUGGAUUGUCGGUUUUGGCGAGGAAGGCUGUUUCGGAAGGGGGAUCGUCGUGUAUGGAUUUGGCGAGGUUGAUUGAGUUUAUCAAGUCCACAGUUUCAUGA